UCUCGUGCGCUCUAUUUUAACUACAUAUUUUGAAACCACCGACAUAAUUCAGCUGACUUGGAGAUUUUUUGACCGUAUGCCUGGAUAUCGCCAGUCAUGUAUCAUAUUUAAUAGUCUAUUUGAUCUUACAAUCACUAACAAGGUCAUUUAUGUGUUUGACCGUUUUCAGCCUACAUCUGCAGCUCUUUGCAAUCUUAACUAACUAGAAGCCAAAAAGUCUACCUCGAAUGCAUUCACAGAACAAUCUUUUACAUACAUAGUCUGGUCAAUCUGCGUGUCUUCUCUCACAAUGAUGGCCUCCAAUCUUAUCUCACGGCUUCUACCAAAUACACAAGGACGAUCAAUAUAUGAUUCAUUACGUGCUCACGACGAGGCAUCCGAAUCGGAUAUAGACGUAGAGGAACGAGCGGCGAUGGCAAUCGACGAGGAGAAUUUAAGGUUUCAGGAUGAUGAGUUAGGAAAUCCAGCAGAUGUCAUCGGCGGCGAGUCUGUCACAGAAAGUACGGCAUUUCUGUCUGAUCAACAACAAACACCUCAGAAGCAGGGAUAUAAUCGCAAGGGGAAAGGCAAAGGUCGCUCACAAAAUUUGGCAGAAUCGCCAAGGUUACUUGAAGAAGAUCCAGAUGAUGAUGUGCCUGCCUCAUUGUUGAUCGAGGGAAAUAAUCGACAUGCUGAUCCGGAGACCGCAAACCACAUCCGAGCAAGGCAGAAGGCGCUGCCAAAAAGAGCACCUGCAGUACCGGGACCAUCCGCACAACAGAUAAAAGAAGAAAGAGAUAGGGCUCAUUGGGAGAUGACGCAGGAACAACAGAAAUUACAUGCAGAUGGCGGAAACAGGGCGACUGUUGUGCCGCACACACCACAGUCUAUCCCUCAAAAUAAUGGAUUCUACUUUACAGGCAGUCCGAAAGAUAAAGCUAUGUAUCGAUGGGUCAACGUAACAAAUCUAGAUAAUUUCAUCGGAGAUCUAUAUGCUUAUUUUGAGGGGGCGGGAAUUUGGUGUAUAGUUCUCGCCAAAGUCAUUGACAUCCUGUAAGUCCAUCCUUCUAAGGUGAAGCAGCUCAAGCUAAUCAUAUUUUCUUUUCUAGCACACUUGUUUUUGUAGCAGUAUUUACGACUUUCCUUACACAAUGUGUCGACUAUAAAAAGAUCUACCGUGGUGAUGCUCGCAGCUUGGAGUACGCGUUGGUUCCACAAUGUACAAAGAAGAUAUCCGGAAUGUCGAAUGUAGCAAUUUGGCUAGUCUGCUUAUUUGUACUCUAUAGAGUAUAUCAGCUUCUGACGGAUCUCCCGAGGCUUAUGAAAAUGCGUGACUUUUUUACCUAUCUUCUUGAGAUACAAGAUAGCAAUAUGCAGACUGUAUCUUUUCAAGAUGUUAUUGCUAGGUUAAUGGCUCUGCGAGACGCAAAUCCCAUGACAGUGGAGAGGAUUUCACCGGAUAAUCGGAAAUUUGUCUUGGGGACUCAAUCAAAACAACGACUUGAUGCCCACGACAUAGCCAAUCGUUUGAUGAGGAAAGAAAACUACCUUAUUGCCCUGUUUAACAAGGAAAUUCUGGACCUUACUCUACCCCUACCAUUUCUGCAAGGCCGACAGCUAUUUUCAAAAACCCUACAAUGGAACUUAGAGUGGUGCAUAUUAGACUUUGUCUUCAAUGACUAUGGUCAGGUCAGACAAUUGGUUCUGAAGGAUUCCCAUCGGCGAGAGUUGAGCGAUGGGUUGCGAAAUAGGUUUCUUUUCGCUGGUUUAAUGAACGUUAUCUGUGCUCCAGUCAUUGUCAUCUAUGUGGUGAUUGUGUAUUUCUUCAAAUACUUCAAUGUAAAUUUUGCCCUAUCUUCGAAAUUUGAACGCCAGCUAACUAGAGAUUUAGCAAUAUCAUAAAAAUCCCGCGGCUCUCGGCUCACGGGGAUAUACGCCUCUUGCGGAGUGGAAAUUUAGGGAGUUCAAUGAGCUUCACCAUUUAUUUAACAAGCGGUUAAAUAUGUCUUACCCUUUUGCAUCACGGUACCUCAAUCAAUUUCCAAACGUAAAAACGGCUCAUAUGGCUAAAUUUAUAACAUUCAUGGCCGGAGCCGUUGUUUCUGUUUUGGUAGUUGCCACGGUCUGGGAUUCCGAAGUUUUGGCCGGAUUUGACAUCACCUCGGAGAGGCCGGUAUUAUUCUACAUAGGAGUCUUUGGAUCGCUUUGGGCUAUCACAAAUGGUAUGAUACCAGAAGAAAAUGAGGUUUUUGACCCCGAGUAUGCACUUCGGCAAGUGAUAGAAUAUACUCAUUACAUGCCCAACCACUGGCAAGAUCGACUCCACAGCGACGAAGUCAAACGGGAGUUUUCCACUCUCUACCAACUUAAACUCAUGAUUUUCAUUGAAGAAGUAUUUAGCAUCAUAAUUACUCCAUUUCUGUUAUGGUUCAGCUUGCCAAAGUGCGCCGAUCAGAUCAUUGACUUCUUUAGAGAAUUCACAGUUCAUGUUGAUGGUGUGGGAUAUGUUUGCUCAUUCGCCGUCUUCGAUUUCAAGAAGGGAGAUGGUAGAGCUCCGACACAAGGUAAAGCCAAGGCCGACAUGCGAGAGGAUUAUUAUUCCACGAAGCAUGGAAAAAUGGCCGCUUCAUAUUAUAACUUCCUGGACAACUAUUUGCUCAAUCCAAAAACAGGUGUACCAGGACAUAACCCACCAGGAUUGCGACAACAAUUCUACCCUCCUCCAGCCUUUCCAGGUUUGAUGUCGUCUCCCACAUCGGGUGCGGAUUUGCAGAGCUCAAGGACGGGACGGAGUGAUGCAAGGCCGGUGAAUAGAGCACCUUAUGCUCCGCAGCAAGCAGUUCGGACAUCUCGAUUCCCAUCUAAUACCGCUGCUACUGGAUCUCCUAUGGCCUCCAUUCUUUUGGAUCCACGUCACCAACCGCCAUCAUCUGAAUUGGGAGCUCGUAGCGUUAGACGAAGCUCUCGAUCCCGUUAUCAAGCUCGUAGAGGAAACAAUAUUAUUGAACAUCCGAUGGAGGACGAGGAUGGAUAUUGCCGACCCGUCGUCCAACCUGGAAGAUCUUAUGCAGUUGAUGAGACGGUCGCAAACCUGGGUGAAUCCACUUGGGAAGUGUCUCCAGCAAAAGCAGACGCUGACGGUAAAGAUGAGGAGGACGACGGUGAUGCUACUGGGGGAGCUGGAGUCUUGGGACUUGUGUAUCAAUUUCAGAAGGCGCAAACAAAUGGUAGACCCGGAGUCAGCAUUUGGUAGUGAGGGAAUAUGAAGGUUAUGGAGUCUGAGGCAUUUUUUGGCGAAAGGGAAGAUAUAUGCAUGGUAUCGGUUGGAGCGCAUGGGUUUGGAGCGAAGCCACUUUUAAUGUGAGCAUAUUUUAGCAUGUAGUUUUGAUAUCAAAUAUCAUGACAUUCGACA
Sclerotinia trifoliorum is the source of this 3391-nucleotide messenger RNA. NCBI's taxonomy places the organism in Eukaryota, Fungi, Ascomycota, Leotiomycetes, Helotiales, Sclerotiniaceae. The record is from the annotation of a GenBank genome assembly.